Molecule: messenger RNA, 1575 nt
Organism: Branchiostoma belcheri (Belcher's lancelet)
Lineage: Eukaryota; Metazoa; Chordata; Leptocardii; Amphioxiformes; Branchiostomatidae
Exons: 4
Coding region: 217-1356 (379 amino acids)
Source: RefSeq, a predicted model, not a curated record
UGUCGGUCGCCAUAUUUGUACCCCAAAAGAAGACAGCCGUUUCCUGCCGUGUCCACACAGUCUUAGGAACGGAAUAGGUAUCGCCAUUAGAACUCUUCAAACCUUUUUAUUCCAAAAGCUUUGAAGAGUUUUAAUCGGGCAAAACAGCCAUCCCUGUCAGGGAAAAGGAGUCCCGUAGUUUGUCGUCGUAGCAACACCAGCCCGGUACAAGUGAAAAUGGCGAUGGCGCUGUUACCACGCGCUCUAGUACCCAUGUACAGUCUGCUUGUCAACCGGAUCGGGGUGAUUCAAGGUACGAAGUCGACUUUUGAAGUGGAUGUCUUGACGAAUCCCGUCUCUAACAAGCUUGUUCGAAUUCUCCUGAAGAGUAGAGACAACCAGACGCUGACUAAAACCGACAGCAACAAAAUAUUUUGUAGCAACCGGGACAUUUUCUUGGAAUUCGGUCGAAAACUACAGCUUGGGCGUCUUUUGGAUGACGACGUUUUCGAUACGCUGAUUCACCAGAUGUGUGAAAAUGCACCCAUAACGUAUGACAUUGGCCUACAGACUGCCCUGUGGAACGACCACAUCCUUCACCAGACAGAACUAGCGAAGCAUAUCCUGCCCAUCGAAAGUAAGGAGGCCAAACUCAAGAAGGAGUUAGUAAGUUUGGCCUACAGAAACCCCAAGAAGAUGAAAGACUUCUUCGAAGAAUACGACAGUACCUCCGUCCCAUACGGUAUAAAGGGAGAGACACUCACCCCUUGUGAAGGAGGCUCAAGUGACAUGGAGCGUUUCAGGGUGUGGGAAUGUGGCUUUGAAUACGUCAACCCACCAGAGAAACUGGUAGUUAUCGGGUACAUCGAGGACGAUGCUGUAGUAAUGGUAGGGUCACAAAGUGGGAAGGUUUACAUGGACGAAGAUGAGAUAGUUUAUAACGUGGCGAACAAUCUCUCGGACUUUGCAAACCAUGGCUGUCCAUAUAACCCGACAUUUUUCGACUACUACUUAGCACGACCAAACGAUGUGAGGAGCUUGCCCUGUGCUGCUGGAACUUUUGAAGAAUGUGAUAAAACAGCGGAUGUUCCUGAAGACAGCAAAUGGACCUUUAUUGGUCAUGAUCCUGUCAAGUUGGAAGCCGACCGUGAAAGGGCCAGCCAAAUGUAUGCAGAAAUGGCAGAAUACUUCAAGCCGCCUUCUGAAGUAUUCCUCGACUUCACCGAUCAGCAAGAAGAUCCGUUUCACUCACAGUCCUUUUUUGCACAGUUUGGUGAUGACCAAGAAGACUUGUGGUCAUCUCCCUGUCAGGGUUUUCCAUCUACUGAUCCUUUCCCCUCACAGUUCUCCUCGAUGUGCAUUGAGAUUAAAAGUUAGCGUUUCAUUAUAGUUCACUCUAUACGGCAAGUAUGGGUGGCAUAUAUAGUUUCUCAUGUUUCCUCCUAUACCCUUUUAAAAAUCGAGUUCAUGAUCCCCCCCCCCUAACUUAUCUGAAAUUUAGUAUGUAUGAAUGAAUUCCUUCCUUUUUCUUGAUUUAAUACUUGUUUGGACGAUUGGCCGCUUUUCGACAAGAUAUGGAGUACAAGUGAGCAAAUU